AUGGCCAGUGCAGCGGCAGCAGUCAGACUGACUGUUGCUGCUGCAGGAUUUGCAGGCCGUUAUGCUUUGCAAGCCUUGAAACACAAUAUGGAACCUCAAGUAAAACAAGUUUUUCAAAGUCUACCAAAUUCUGCCUUCAGUGAUGGCUAUUACAGAGGUGGGUUUGAAUCCAAAAUAACAAAACAAGCAGCAGCAUUAAUACUAGGUGUAAGCCCUACUGCCAAUAAAGGAAAAAUAAGAGAUGCUCAUCAACAAAUUAUGCUUUUAAAUCACCCAGACAAGGAAGGAUCUCCUUAUAUAGCAGCCAAAAUCAAUGAAAGCUAAAGAUUUACUAGAAGGUCGAGCUAAAAAAUGAAGUAAACGUGAUGAAUUUUAAGUUCUUGUUAGUUUAUGUAUACAAGUGCCAGCUUUUUAGAAUAAAAUGCCUCAAGCUACAAACUAAAAAAAAAAUGUUCAUCACCCCUAAAAAACUAUGUACCCAGUGGUAGUCACUUCCCACAACUCCACACCACCGCACUAGGCAAUUACUAAUCAAUCUACUUUCUGUUUCCAUGGAUUUGUCCAUUCUGGACAUCUGGCCUUUUUUUUUUUUUUUUUUUUAAUGUUUGUUUAUUUCUGAGAGAGAGUGCAAGAGCACAAGCUGGGGAGGGCAGAGAGGGACAGAGGAUCUGAAGUGAGCUCUGCACUGACAGCAGACAGCCUGAUGAGGGGCUCAAACUC
This is a messenger RNA of Panthera uncia (snow leopard), 720 nucleotides long. RefSeq names its product mitochondrial import inner membrane translocase subunit TIM14-like. Gene Ontology annotation, biological process: protein import into mitochondrial matrix. Bases 1 to 324 code for a protein of 107 amino acids. The transcript has a single exon. The record is from RefSeq and is a predicted model, not a curated record. Gene Ontology annotation, molecular function: ATPase activator activity. Gene Ontology annotation, cellular component: PAM complex, Tim23 associated import motor. NCBI's taxonomy places the organism in Eukaryota, Metazoa, Chordata, Mammalia, Carnivora, Felidae.